CUCUACUUUUCGUAAAACAUAUUUUUGCAGAGAUCUUGGGCCGGCGUACAGAACACCAUUACACAGCAUUCUCCAUCACAUCGUAGACUGGCAUAGAUGAACUUCCAACAGUGUAACAUGAUCAAAUUGUCGCUUGAGCCGUUCUAGUCCUUUGCAAAGGCAAUACUCUUUUCGUUGCACCAUUGACUAGCCCGCAGCUGUAGGAGUUUGCGAGGCGUGUGUUCCUCGUGGUGCAUCAUGAGGGGUAUCGACGUGUAUUCCAGAGAGGGUAAAACUUCGUGAUGAAAGGAGUUGGGUUGUAAGGAGGUGUCAUGUACAGCCGAAACGCAACUUUAGCUGUUGUACCGGAAUCAAAAAGUCUUAUUGUAGCCCGUUUUGUACAUUGCGCGACGGAAAGAAAAAUCAACGAAUUAGGAUAAGCACAGUCCCACCCCCACUGGUAAAAUACAUCCUCUGACCCUACAGACAACUAACCUUCCUGCUUCAACAUUUCUUUUUAACUACCAGCACGACCCGCACUGCCUUGAUCAUGUCCCAUUUCAGUCACCAGUCGACGAACCUCCACCGAUCGUAUUUAUUAACCUAAGCGCAGCCCCCACCUGAUUUCUUUGUCUUUCCAAUUAGGUUUGUUAACAUGGCAUCAUCUUCGGCUGGUGCUGCGUCGUCUUCCUUUCGAGCGCACUUUUUUCCCAUCGCCACGGCCGCUUUAACCAACGGCACCCGGUACGUGGUCUGCGACGCGAUCGCGCAGCAAUAUGGACCACCAUAUGCAUUGCAAAUAUCCCUGGAUGUCUGGAAGGUUGCAACUUGUGAUGCUGCCUUUGGAUUCGAAAGAAAUUUGUAUUGCAUAAAGAGCAAGAGGACCAGCACUCCAGUCGUUGCUACGCGAGGAACGCAUUUCUCAUGCAGGAUAGGCAUCGAGAGAAGCCGUCAAAAAAUCUGUGAUGCUCGAGCAUGCACCAGGGGCGUCAUGGGUCAUGCAAAAUGUGCAUGACAAACUCCUGCACUCAUCCGGACCCAGACAUAUUUGCAUUUGAUAGACCAGCGUCUAGAAGUACAACUUCCAGCAGUAGUACCAGCGCCACUGCUUCAACAGCAGCGGUUCCGAGCCAAAAAAAUCCCAGUGCCGGAACCACAAGUGUAGCCAAGCCCGGGGCGGUUUCAUCCGUAGUCGAUUACCGCAGGUCGUUUUCCUUCGGUUUGUUUGGCGCUUUGUACGCCGGAGGACCGGGGUAUUGCGUUUACAACGUGAUCUACCCGCGCGUGCCCCAGCUCUUCAAGGUGUAUCCGCUAGCGGGGAGCAUUUUCGAUUGCGUCGUGCAGACACCGUUGCUGUUUUUCCCCUGCUUUUACGUGGUGAAAGAAAUCAUUCUACCCAGCAGCACAGAAAAACCUUCUACACCGACGGGUACAUCCUCAAGUAGGGGAACAACGGUCGUGCCCGCCGGGACGUCAUCAUCCUCAUCGAGCCCUGCUGCUGCUUCUGAGAUGUUAGAAAGCUCGCUCAAGCCCAAGGCGGUCGCCGCGCAGGAAGUAGAGGACCACAAAGAUGGCAAUGUCACCACCGUCCUUUACAAUGCGUGGGCAAAUUACACAAAGAACUUCGUCCAGGACAACACCGCCGCGUGCGCCGUGUGGAUUCCGCUGAUGUGGAUCAACUUCAAAUUUAUCCCGUUGAAAUACCGUUGGCCCUACAUGAGCACGACCGGAAUUCUCUGGGCCUUCAUCCUGAACCACCUCCAGUUUUCCAAAGAUGAAAGUGAAAACUCCGAAGAUGGUCUCGGGGCAGGAACGACCCAGGGGGCAUCUGGUAGCGAGCGAAGUAGAUUCGUCCGCGUUCUCUCCGAGGCGGUCCCUUUUAAGGAUUGAGGGUUGCAGAAGGGUGGUGGAUUACGCAUUGUAAAGCUUACUUUUACGUCGAUUUACGGUAAGUAAAUUUUGUCGAUACUGAAUUUUUACGGCGAGGACCACGUUUCCAGGCAAUCAAUAGACGCCUGUUGAAUUUUUGAACAAUGAACGAUCAAUUUGCAGCGCACCCCAGCAGGUACUAUGCCGGCGUCUCCUUUUGAGGUUCAGUGUCGCAAUUGCAUUGAAGUUCGGUUUUCUGUUUUCGUUUACGUACUAAAACUUGCAGAUGUUUACUAUUCUUUAUUUGUGAUCGUGUUUCAUCAUCAUCAUCAUCUGGUAGCCGUGGUACGACCACAUAGUGAAGGCUCUAUUUUAUCGUCAGACAUCACUAUGUAGCACGUACACCGUGUACAGGCACUGCAACUCUUCGCGACUCAUCAAAGCGGGCUCAGACCCACGACGGGAAAGAGAACGCUCACUGAAAGACCUCGCGCGUUGUGAUAACUCCCAAUUGAUGACGCUCCGAAAUUAUCUCCAACCAUUCAAUGAAUACAGAAACUGCGCAU
Molecule: messenger RNA, 2414 nt
Organism: Amoebophrya sp. A120
Lineage: Eukaryota; Dinophyceae; Syndiniales; Amoebophryaceae
Source: the annotation of a GenBank genome assembly